Solanum verrucosum is the source of this 453-nucleotide messenger RNA. RefSeq names its product formate dehydrogenase, mitochondrial-like. The record is from RefSeq and is a predicted model, not a curated record. Gene Ontology annotation, molecular function: oxidoreductase activity, acting on the CH-OH group of donors, NAD or NADP as acceptor; NAD binding. The coding region runs from base 1 to 453 and encodes 150 amino acids. NCBI's taxonomy places the organism in Eukaryota, Viridiplantae, Streptophyta, Magnoliopsida, Solanales, Solanaceae. Gene Ontology annotation, cellular component: chloroplast; mitochondrion. The transcript is spliced from 3 exons.
AUGAAGUUAGAGCAGAAACUAACAUCAGCUGUUGAUCAUCUUGUUCAGGAAUUCAGCUUGCUCGGGAAAGCUUUCCUUGGCCCCAAAAAGAUUGUGGGUGUUUUCUACAAAGCAAAUGAAUAUGCUGAAAUGAACCACAACUUUUUGGGCUGUGCAGAAAAUGCCUUGGGGAUACGUGAAUGGUUAGAAUCUAAAGGUCAUCAGUACAUAGUCACUCCUGAAAAAGAAGGACCAGAUUGUGCAGGAACAUUUAUUCCUGAUCUCCAUGUGUUGAUUUCGGCCCCUUUUCAUCCUGCCUAUGUCAUGACUGAAAGGAUGAAGAAGGCAAAAAAUCUACAACUUCUGCUGACAGGUGGAAUUGGAUCAGAUCAUGUCGAUCUGAAAGCGGCUACUUCUACUGGAUUGACGGUAGCAGAGGUCACUGGAAGCAAUACUGUCUCAGUUGCGGAUUAA